This is a messenger RNA of Colletotrichum acutatum, 1518 nucleotides long. Its product is annotated as FAD binding domain-containing protein. The record is from RefSeq and is a predicted model, not a curated record. The coding region runs from base 1 to 1518 and encodes 505 amino acids. Lineage: Eukaryota; Fungi; Ascomycota; Sordariomycetes; Glomerellales; Glomerellaceae. Gene Ontology annotation, molecular function: FAD binding. The transcript has 5 exons.
AUGGGACGCAAAGAUGUCAACUGCGUCUUGGCGCUGCUCCUAGGUCUGGGUGGCCUGACGGCAGGCUUGCCUCCUACCAUAGCCAGGCCUUUCAGCCUGUCUCAACCUUGUAGACUUCUCGCUGAGAGCGGUUUGAAAGACCAGUUGUUCUUUGCUGGCGACGUAGAGUACUCAAAGACUCUCAAUACCUACUAUGCUGGCGAGAGUAGGAAUAUGAGACCGCAGUGCAUCGUGAAGCCUGAGACUACUGGUCAAGCAUCGAUCGCCAUCCAGGUGCUCAACUCAGACAAAGUCGGAAAGUGCUGGUCUGUAGCGAUCAGGGCAGGAGGGCAUUCGAACUUCCCCGCUAGCAACACAAACUCAGGUGUGACGAUCGACCUUGUCAAUCUGAACAACCUAAGCAUCGAGAUCAAUGGCACUGUGUCAGUUGGCAGUGGCAAUCGAUGGGGUGAUGUGUAUCGCUUUCUUGAGCCUCAAGGUCUUAUGACCUCCGGAGGUCGUGAGAAUACAGUUGGCGUGAGCGGUCUCCUUCUUGGGGGCGGCUUUUCUUGGUUUUCUGGUCAAGUUGGUUUCGCCGCAGAUAGUGUGGUCGAGUAUGAGGUCGUUCUAGCCAGCGGCAACCUUGUCAGAGCUAGUCAAGACGAGAACUUUGACUUGUUCAAAGCUCUCAAGGGUGGAGCGUGCAACUUUGGCCUCGUCACCAAAUUCGUGCUCGAGACCUUCCCUUCCCGCAACUUCUAUGGCGGUGUCAUGGUCUUCCCGUGGGCACAGAAGAAUGCCAUCAUUCAGACGUUUGUGGAGAUGAUCGACGGCAACACCAACGGGCACCCCGAAGAUACUGGAUUCGCAGCUGCAGCGUGGAGUCCAAGUGGUGGUAAGAGAAUGUCCUUCGUUGUUGCCAACAUUGAGGGUCAAUCCAACUCAACGGCUUUCGCGGGACUCGAAGUUCUGUCUCCCGUGGUCGACAUGCGGGCAAACCUCCCAGUGACCGGCAUUGCUGCCCAAAUCGCAUCGAAGAGCGGCGAGUACCAGGUUUGGAGCACUCUGACUUUUCACAAUACACUUGACAUGGGCCGCGAGGUUCUAUUGUCAUUCGACGCCGUUAUUGAGGAUAUCCAUGACCAGGUCGAGAACGGCGACGACUUCAGAAUCGUCUACCUCCUGACACCGUUUCCCACCCUGUUCUCAAGCUAUGGCGACAAUGUUCUUGGUCUUGACAAAACCCACGAGAAGAACUCUAUUGUUUUCAGCAUUCAAGGAAUUCUCCCUAACACGAAGUAUGUUGGGCUAUUGAGACAAAGGCUGAGAGAAGCGACUGCGGACAUCGAGGCUUAUGCUAGAGCUACUGGCCAACUGAUCCCCUACCUAUAUCUCAACUACGCGGGUCAAGAUCAGAGACCAUUGGCAACGUAUGGUGAAGAAAACAUCCGUUUCCUGAAAAGAAUUGCGGAGAGGUACGAUCCCGGACAGUUCUUUCAGUACGGCGUGCCGGGAGGAUUUAAGAUCAAGGAUGUAUGA